This is a messenger RNA of Entamoeba histolytica HM-1:IMSS, 1089 nucleotides long. RefSeq lists its product as uncharacterized. NCBI's taxonomy places the organism in Eukaryota, Evosea, Mastigamoebida, Endamoebidae. The record is from RefSeq and is a predicted model, not a curated record. Bases 1 to 1089 code for a protein of 362 amino acids. The transcript has a single exon.
AUGGAUAAUACAUUAGAACCUCGUUUAGCUCUUCACCCAUCAGUUGUAAAUUGUCUUACACCAAACCAAAGAAAUGAAUUAUUAGAACAAUACAAUUCUGAUAUUAACCAGUUAUAUUAUGCAUUUCCAAAACUUCAACGUAUAGAUAUUGAAAAAACUUAUCAAUUAUGUGGAAGAAAUUUAAAUAAUACAGUCACUGAACUAGUAAAAUUACAAAAAGAGAAAGACAAAAAAGAGGAAAAGAACCAACAACAAGAACAUAAAGAGCUUCCUAAAGAAGAAAAUGUCAAUGUCCAUGACGUAGGCAAUGAUAAUACAAUAAAAUAUCAACCACCAAAAAUAUUAAUGCCAUUAUUUCCUCUGCCUCGAAAAGAAGAAGAGGACAUUACAAAAACUGAGAAGGGAGAUGAUUUAGAAAAAACACUUCCCCCAAGUAAUAUGGAAGAACAAGAAGUUAUUUUAACUGAGUCACAAGAAAAAGAAUUUAACAAUGAAACUGAACAAAAAGAAAUUAAAGAAUUAAUCCAAACAAAAUUAAAAUAUGAUGUUCAAAUAAAUAUUAAUGGAAACGAUUGUAUGAUUACUGCAAGCUUUGAUAGAAAUGAACGGUUCAAAAAUAAUUUCUUACAAAUUGUUGAUAGGUAUAAUGAAAAUUUAGUUAAAGACAAAAGGGAAAUAGGAAAAAGCAUUUCUUUUGUAUGGAAAUUAAUUCUUGAAGAUGGAGAAUAUGAACUACAAUAUUUUGACUCAGAACAUUCAACCUCAAUUACUUUGAAUCAAAUCGAUGUAAAUCCAGUUAAAAUGAUUGUUUCUAAACAAAGUGAAGAGCUUAUUGUUUAUUUAUCACAAGGACCAAUUGACAAAGUUUCUUGGGUUGGAUUAUAUACUGUUGAUGGUCCUAUUGGAAGAAAAUAUAUACACUAUCAAGAUACUAAAGGAAUGGUUGAUAAUAUUAUUCAUAUUCCUUUACAACCAAAUGACAAAGGUCUUUUUAUUUGUAGAGCAUUUUCUAACAAUAAUUCUGUUGGUGGAUUUCUUUCUUCUCAAUACUUCACUCUUGGAGAUUCAAACCAAAUAGAAGUAGAAUAA